Physeter macrocephalus (sperm whale) is the source of this 3681-nucleotide messenger RNA. RefSeq names its product translation initiation factor IF-2-like. The record is from RefSeq and is a predicted model, not a curated record. The transcript has 2 exons. NCBI's taxonomy places the organism in Eukaryota, Metazoa, Chordata, Mammalia, Artiodactyla, Physeteridae. The coding region runs from base 1 to 639 and encodes 212 amino acids.
AUGUAUGGUAAACAGGGGGCUCAUGAAGUCACUGAGGACCAAUGGGCAGCGUGGAGCAGGGCCUGGGGCGGGGCUUGGCCCUGGCGGCGGGCACGGAUUGGCACGCUGCGAAUCUCCCUGCUGCCUUACAAGGCGGUGCGAGGCGAGCUAUUUUUAGAGGGCUAUAUAAGGGGGCCGAAGAGGCCGUGCGGCGCCCAGGGAGCGCGAGGGAUUGGGAGGGUCGCGGCGACACUUGCACCGGCUCCCGGGACGCCGAGGCGACUGGGCUCGGGCCGCACGCCGGCCUCCGACCUUCGCUUGGGUGCCCGGUGGAGCCCCAGGCGGCCGGAGCCUGCGCCCCGCAGAGGGGAGAGGGUCGCGUAUCGCGUAUCGCCGUUCUGGCGUGGACGCGGCCUGUCAGGAGGCUGCCAGGGUGCAGAGAAGAAGCGCCAGAGGAGGAAGAGCCACACAAUGGAGCAGAACAAAGGGGAAUGCGCGAAAACAGCGGCUGGGGCCCGCCUCGCGCGCCGCGCGCAGUCCCCGCCCCCAGCCCCGCCGGCGCCCCAGUGCGUGCCGCCGCGCCCCGCCCCACCCCGCCCGCCCAGCCUUCUGAGCCGGCGCCGGGGACCGGGCUGGGGUCAGACUCGCAGUAAGAAUUGAUUGGAAGUGGACGUUUUGCUGGAGAGUGUGUUAAAGACAAUAGGGGGAAUCCUUGUAGACGUGGGGUGCAGGCAGGAGCCGGCAACUUGCUUGGGGGCUUAAACGUGAGACUUCCCAUUUGGCUUGGAGAGAGGGUGUCGGUCUGCCUAGCUGCGGUGGUGAGAGGAGGACCUGGAUUGCGUUAUGGCGCUAACAUAUAGAGAUGUAUAUAGAUAGAGACCCUAUUAUCUCUUAGCUGAACUACGCACGUUGUGAGGGUUGACCGGUUGUUUGCUUGACCUUAAAUGGUUAGUGUGGUUAAAGCUUCCCCAAGAUGCAGUGUGAGCUGAACUUCCACUUUUGGAAUGAUUGCAGAAUUUGGUACUUAUUCUGAAAUGAGAAACUUAAAUUCAACUCAUAAUGGAAGAAACACAUCCACCUUAAUCGCCCUUCUCAGCUGUCUCUCCUUCUGACUAUGUGGGACUCCAUAUCACAAUAUUUCGAAAGUUCUACUUUAUAGAACACACACAGUUUGAAAUUCAGUAUUUGCCAGGGGAAAUUAAACGGGAAUUAUUGAGUUGAGGAAAGUCUAGUUUAUUUGCUUUUUGAUGUUUGGAAUUCUGUUGGUCAGAUCUCCAGCAUCCAGUGUAUGUGUAUAAUUGGUGAACGUACUGUUAGUGUAUGUGCAUGGAAUGUACAAGGGUCUUGGUACAGUUAGUAUUAUGUAUUAUACACAUUCAUGGUGCUAGGGGAUAAAUGGUAUGAAAAGGGUAAAAGUCCUACACGAAUAAAGUGAUAUUAUGAUAGCACACAUAUAAGUGCCAGUAUGAGAAGUCUGCGUGGGCCUUUCCCAGAAGUAGAAAACCAUUUAGAGCCAUCACAUACCAAUUAAUGCAUUAACUUGAUCCUGAUGGCCAUUGAUGCUGCCACUUACUACUGUGUGACUUUGAGCAAAUUACUGGCUCAGACCCUCUGACUACCCUUCUCAGACACAGGAAAAGUGGAAUCUGCCUUGCCUGAUUGUUAUGAACAGUCAAAAUGUUAUAAAAUAAUGUUUGUUAACUCACCUAGCAUAGUGUAUCUGGUGCUAAUAGGUGAAUACUAAAUGUUAGCCAUCGUUAUCUCCUGACUUUAGCUGAGUAAAUUAAAUAACGUCUGAACCAAUCAGACUUGUAGGGGGAUAUACCAGUCUUAGAGAAGAAGAAUGUAGAAACCUCUUGCCAGUUUGGAAUAAGGUCUUCCCCUGCAACCCAACAUGCUAUCCUGAUUGCGUGUGGGGAUGGGGAGGAGACCACUGACAAGUACUGGAGCAGAAGAAGACAUGUUCAGGAAUAAUAGGAGAGGGAGAGGAUCUUAUUUCUUUUUUUGAAUUUUAUUUUAUUUAUUCUGUUAUACAGCAGGUUCUUAUUAGUUAUCUAUUUUAUACAUAUUAGUGUAUAUAUGUCAAUCUCAGUCUCCCAAUUCAUCUCACCACCACCCAGGGGAGGGAAACGAUCUUAAAUGUAGGAAACGCAAGAGGCGAAAAGCAAGGCAAGACCAAAGAACAUAAUUUGUUUGAGACUCAACUGAACUUGUUUUUUUGGUUUUUUUGGUUACACUAUUACCAUUUUCAACAAAAUAUGACAGACCUGUUAACUUUCAAGAUUUUAAGCACAAUGUGCCAAGCUGUAUGGGCACAUAAACAUUUUAUAUGCUGUGUCUCAUUUCAUCCUCAUGACAGCCCCAAGGUGGGUAUUUUUAUUAUCCCCAACUUUAUGGAUAAAGAUACCCAGGCUUGGAAAUAUUAAGUUGGUCAAGGUCACAAAACCAGGAAGCAGCCAAACAGGGGUUCAAAUCCAGGACCACCUGACUUCCAAGACUGUGCUCUGCAUGGGUCUCUCUGCAAGGUGAAAGACUUGAGUUUCUUGCUUUUAAGUCAAGACUUGUUUAUAAAAAUUGCUUGGGUGUGGAGAGGAAGGCUUCCAUUGAGGUUUUUCACAUGUAAAUAUCAGCCAUCCAACUUAUAGAAGAACUCAACCAAAAUUUUACAAUGUAAAUCCUAAAAACCUCAUUAUGAGUUUUUUCAAAGCUUUAUAGAUUAGAAUUCAUACUAAGAGAUUUAUGUAACAAGGCGCUCCUAAAGGCAUAUUUUCAGUAUUAGUCAUAUUUAGCUACUUUUAAUAGCCUAGAGACCCUAGGUUCACAUUGCAAAGCACAUGGAAAGAAUCCGAAUGUACAAAAUAAUCAACAAAUUAAGAUCACAAGGGAAAUUUGGCAGCCAAACAAACCAAAAAUAAAGAUCACUGCUACAACUACUGCAUACUGAAUGCUUUCUCUGUACCUGGCAUUUUACACAUGUUCACAUCUGAUCUUCACCACAGUCUUUUGAGGGAGCUAUUACUGCUCCAUUUUCACAGAUGAAGAUACCAAAGUUCAGAGUGGGCACAUAAUUUGCCCAUUGUCAUAUGUCUUUUAAGUGACAAAAGCAGAUUCAAAUAUAGGUCUGGCUCCAGGUUGACUCCAAAGUCUAUGUCCUCUACAUGUGUUGCCUUAGAAGAUACUCAUGAUACUUUUAAAAGUAUCACCCUUUGGAAGUGAUCCUAUAGGAAACACCUAAGAGUAAAUAACAAGUUACCCCCCAAGAACUGAGAAAUGAGGAUAUUUUAUGAACAAAAUAGUAAAAAUUCAAUAUGCAAAUAGAAACAAUCAAGAUAUCAGACUGUUACUACUAGGAAAGUUCUGUCAUUAGUACAGGAAGUCCUUAAUAUCCUAUUGUGAUUAGCACUGGGAAAGCCUCAAAGUAAAUCUACUUAAAACACGGACCAAAUUUCAGAGCAGUUAGUGAAAAAAGGUUUGCUGGGGACUUGUCUUGAAAAUAAAACUCAACAUUUUAAAAACACAUUUAUCCUACCUUACAUAGGACAAAAUUGAUAAGUACAACUGUGUGCUAAUUAUAGAAUGAAUAAAUAAUAAAUCAAUAUGAUUAUUGGCUUAAUUUUUUCCUACGCAUUGUGAAGCACCUUACAACAUGCUUUAUUUCAUAUUUGACUUUCAGAGAAUAAUAAAAAAGAGGGUCAUUUUUUG